ACUCGAAAGACAGCUGGGGAUCUCAGCAGAACUGAGAGCGCUUGUCACCGCGACGGAUUGAUAAUACGUUUCAUUUUUUCGUCACAUUUUGGAUCAGUUGCGGUGGAUAAUGAACAUACCUGGGAGUGAACACUUAGUAUUUACAUCUUAGUUUCGCGUCUGAGGCUUAAAAUUGAAAUCAUCGCGUGAUGCGUCUCCGUUGUUUGUAUUGGCGUCAAUGGACCUGAACGCGUUUCGAGAUGUUUUGAUAUAUUUGGAUGAGCUUACGUGGACAUUUGGUUUGUUUUCUUUAACUUGACGUGCUUUGAGUGCACUUGAUGUUCCUUAUGCAUUUGCGGAGGAUUUGAAUUAGCAGCCAUUUAAGCUGUCCUAGAGCCAGUCAGGUUAUCUGGCUGAUCAUCAUCUCAAGUGCUCUGUUGUCAUUGAACUGCUCGGAUGCAACAGUUGCAUGUGCAUUUCUUGUAUAAAGUGGCUCAGAAGCCCGGCUCAUCUGUGUCCCCCCUAUGAAUUCAACGCACACAUUGUGAUGAGUGAAAUCUGGGCUGUGAGCUUGAGUUGUGCGCACGUGAGGACAUGUCAUUUCCAGCAGCAGCAGCAUGCAUCCUGAUGGCCGAAGCCGCAGCAUCAUCACCAGCAGGUCGGAUGUCCUCAUGCCCAGCAGCGCCGUCUACCCGUCUCUGGUCCUCGGCAUCGCGGCGGCGGUGCUGGUCGUCCAGCUCGGCUCUGGAGGACUCACUCUCACCUCGUUUUUCCUCAAACUCUUUAUUUAUAUGUCCUUCGCGUUGUUCUGUUUCAUGCUGGGGUGUCUUGGGCUGCUGGUGAAGAGAAGCCCCCUGAAGAUCAGCAGAUUUGACACCACUAGGAGAGAGUCAUCGAAGCUCGUGGAUUUAUUCAAUAAGUUAAUGGGCCGGUUCUGUGUACCUCUGCUGGAUUCAGCCCAGACCAGGAGGGUUGUGGUGUCUCUCAAUGUGGAUAAAGCCCUUAAAGAAGUGUUUGACUACAGCUAUCGGGACUAUAUUCUGUCAUGGUACGUCCCCUUGAGUCGAGAUGAGGGCCAACUCUAUCAGAUGUUGUCUGAGGACUUUUGGGAAAUGACCAAACAGCUGCGAAUGCGUCUGUCUGAGGUGGAUGUGGUCAACCUGGUCUGUAACGACAUGGUCAAGACCCUCCACACGCACUUCUGUGACCUUAAGGCUGCUAACACAAGGCUGGAGGAAGUACCACGGCCGUUUCCGUUGCAUCCGUGUCUGCGCAGUCCCGAUGAAGAGCUGCGUUUCCUGCGCUGCUGCGCCCGUCUGCUCAUGCUGCGUCUGCUACCCGCACGGGACGCUCGUUCACGCAGUCUGCGCCUCUUACUGGUGGAGGUCGUCGCUACUAAAGUGCUUUUUUUUUUUGCAUGUUUAAACCCCACUCAGAUUUUCUUAAGAAAAUUUAAUAACUUUUGUGUAUGUCCAUAUACUUCAUUUCAUCACUCUGCUGUCAUUUUGUCUUUAUGCAGGUAUCAGAUAGUUGUGGAGAUCAUUCAGGCGACCACCAUUAGCAGUAUCCCACAGCUGAAGAGACAGAAAGACAGUAAAGGGAAAGAGGCUGCCGCGCUGAAGGCUGACCUGUUACGUGCCAGAAACAUGAAGCGUUACAUUAACCAGCUCACAGUGGCAAAGAAGCGGUGUGAGAAGCGGAUCCGGCUCCUCGGGGGUCCGAACUAUGAGCAGCAGGAGGACGGAGCCCAGGAUGAAGGGGACGGUCCACAGGGCCAAAGGAUACUUCAGUUUGAGGAGAUCAUGUCAAAUGCAGUGUACCGCGGGCAUUUCCGUGUCUACAUGGAGCGCGUGGAUAAGAGGGCUCUGAUUAGCUUUUGGGAGCUGGUGGAGAUGCUCAAGAGCGCCAACAAGAAUGAAGUGCCUCAGCUGGUGGGAGAGAUCUACCAGAACUUCUUUGUGGAGAGCAGGGAGAUCCCGGUGGAGAAGCCUCUUUAUAAAGAGAUCCAGCAGACGUUGGUGGGGAACAAGGGUACAGACGUGUUCCACAGGAUCCAGGGAGAUGUGUACGAGACCAUGAAGGAGCGCUAUUACCCAUCCUUCCUGGUGAGCGACCUGUACGAGCGGCUCAUUAAACGAGAGGAGCAAAGGAGCAGCUCACAGUCCAGCAGCGAGGAGAAAGACGACGCCGGUCAGGUGAUGGAAGGAGGGGAUGUGGCCCUGGAUGAGGGCAGCAAAGGCAUCAACGAACAGGCCAGUUACGCCGCCACCAAACUACACCAGCUGUAUGAGAGACUGGAGUACAAACGCCAAGCCUUGGGCUCUAUCCAGAAUGCACCGCGACCUGAUAAAAAGAUUGUGUCACUACUGAAGGAGGAAAUCUGCACCAUGGAGAAGGAGCACAGCGACCUCCAGCUGCACAUUUCACGGACGGACUGCUGGUGUGAGAACCUGGGCACCUGGAGAGCCGUCGUCAACACCGCAGAGGCCUCUGAGGAGAAUGGAGAGCAGAUGGCGUGCUACUUUGUAGCCGUGAGCCUUUCUGAAGACGACGACUGCAAGAACAACCGUUGGACGGUCUCCAGGAAGCUCUGCGAGUUUCAGGCUUUGCACAGGAAGCUGACGGAGUGUUUUCCGUCACUCAAGAAAGUCCAGCUUCCCUCACUCAGUAAACUGCCGUUCAAAUCCAUCGACCAAAAAUUCCUUGACAAAUCCAAAAACCAACUUAACACGUUUUUACAGAAAGUGUUGACAGAUGAGCGCAUGUGUCAGAGUGAGGCGCUGUACGCGUUUCUCAGUCCGUCACCAGAGCAGCUGAAGGUCAUCGACAUCCAGAAGAAAUCCUCCUUCUCUCUCGCAUCCUUCUUGGAGAGACUGCCGGGAGACUUCUUCUCACACCAGGAGGAUGAAGGUGAGGAUGACAGCGACCUCUCAGACUACGGCGAUGAGACAGACGGGAGGAAGGAUGCGCUGGCUGAGCCCUGCUUCAUGCUGAUCGGAGAGAUCUUUGAACUCAGGGGCAUGUUUAAGUGGGUGCGGAAGACACUAAUUGCACUAGUUCAGGUCACGUUUGGACGGACUAUAAACAAGCAAAUCAGAGACACUGUAAACUGGAUCUUCAGUGAGCAGAUGUUGGUUUACUAUAUUAAUAUAUUCCGGGACACGUUUUGGCCCAAUGGGAAACUUGCGCCUCAUAACAAAAGCCGCUCGGAGAGUGAACGCAGAGAAACCAAGGAGAGAGCACAACAGAAGCUUCUAGACAACAUCCCAGACGCACUUCAGAAUCUCGUGGGGCAGCAGAACGCGAGAUAUGGGAUCAUCAGGAUCUUUAAUGCACUUCAGGAGGCCAGUGCCAACAGACAUCUUCUCUACAUCUUGUUGGAGAUGCUGCUUAAAGAACUCUAUCCUGAGCUGAGCGUAGAGGCCGUACAGGCCUGAACUUCAUCACAGCACAUCAGAGGCUCAGGAUGUGUUUCUCUAAUGAGCUGGAUGGCUGUUUUUGGUGUUUCUUUUAGUUUUUUGUUCUGUUGUUUUAUUUCUGAAACACUUGACUCUGUAGUGCUGGAUCUAGGAAGCGUCAUACAUAUGUUAGUGUUUUAAUCCGUUGAUGUGUGGGAUUGGAGGAACAGGCCAGGUCCACUGCCAGCUGUCAUCUUCUGCUUUUCUUUCUCUCUUUUGUUUUCUUCUAGGGGGUUUUACUGUGUAAUGUGAAUAAGAGUGGAACGAGUGUUACACAUGUGUAAAAAGAAGAACCCAGACCACUGUAAACUCUCUACAUAUUAUUGUGACCAUUAUGAAAGCUUUUAAUCGUGCAAUAUGUCACGUACAGUUAUUGUGAAGGUUCUGUUUGUGAUAUUAUUAUUAAUAUUGUUAUUAUUAUAGAAUUGUAUUUUUACCAAAAUAGU
Molecule: messenger RNA, 3883 nt
Organism: Sinocyclocheilus anshuiensis
Lineage: Eukaryota; Metazoa; Chordata; Actinopteri; Cypriniformes; Cyprinidae
Product: sorting nexin-25
Exons: 18
Coding region: 597-3416 (939 amino acids)
Cellular component (GO): endosome
Molecular function (GO): phosphatidylinositol binding
Source: RefSeq, a predicted model, not a curated record